Molecule: messenger RNA, 414 nt
Organism: Phyllotreta striolata
Lineage: Eukaryota; Metazoa; Arthropoda; Insecta; Coleoptera; Chrysomelidae
Source: the annotation of a GenBank genome assembly
AUGGAUUGGAUAAGGAUAAGUGUCUUAUGUCUCUGUAUUUAUUCAACAUUUGGAGCACCACAAGCAGAGAAAGAUGCCAAAAUAAUUAGCCAAACUAAUGAAAUUACACCCGAAGGAGGAUACAAUUGGAGUUACGAUACCGACAACGGCAUCAAGGCCCAAGAAACGGGCACCUUGAAGAAGACUAGCGAUCCCGAAAAUCCGGAAGUGAUAGUGGCUCAGGGAAAUUUCGAAUACACCGAUAAAGAAGGCAACAAAAUAUCGCUGACGUACGUGGCCGACGACGAAGGCGGUUUCCAGCCCCAGGGGGCUCAUCUGCCGACGUCGCCGCCCAUUCCGCCCAAUAUUCAAAAAGCCCUGGAUUGGAUCGCCUCCCAACCGUCGACGACGGAACGCGCAGGACGAAGGAAAUAA